AUCAUCAUUGAUCUCAUUAGUUGAGAAAAAAGUGUCCACGAGUAUGCACGCUGAACGUGCGUGUGCGUUGAUUCUGACCUUGGCGAAUAGUUUGUUUGUUGUGUAUGGACAAGACAUAAAUGAUCUAAUUGAGUCGGCAGCUAAUUCAAGUGACGAAUUCAAUUUCUUCUAUGAUGCUAGUGGGGAAAACACUGUAAUAAAAUAUGAAUUAGAUAUCCUUGCCUAUAUUGAUAAAUGGAGUGAGGAGCAGGACAUGAUGGCAGCUGGUGGCAAUGCUAUAAAAAAGAGAAAUGCUCUACGAAACACUAACCGUAGAUGGACUUCAAACACAAUUCCCUAUGAAAUAAAUGGUUAUUUUUCUUCCAAUGACCGUCGACAGAUCACUGCUGCUAUGAAUGAUUACAACACGUACACAUGUUUAAAAUUUAGACCAGCAACAUAUAACGACAGAAACAAAAUCAGAAUACAAAAUGGAGGAGGCUGUUCAUCCUUUGUUGGUAUGCAAGGAGGUGCACAAACUGUUUCACUGGCUUCGGGUUGUAGGAUAAAACGUAUUAUAAUACACGAGCUAGGUCAUGCUGCAGGUUUCCACCACGAACAGACGAGACCGGAUCGGGAUCAAUAUAUAUCUCUCAGACUCAACAACGUACCGCCAUCCGUCAGGUACAACUUCCAAAAGUAUACAUGGAGCAUUAUCAACGCAUAUGAUGUACCAUACGAUUAUUACAGUGUGAUGCAUUAUGGGAGAAAGGCGUUUUCACACAAUGGAUACGACACUAUCAUACCAAAAGAUUCAAAAUUUCUAAACGUUAUUGGAAAAAGCCCUGGAUUCAGUUUUAGUGACGUAAAACUGCUGAAUAUUAUGUAUAAGUGUGGAGAUAAAUGUGGUAACAAGAAAUGUUCUGGUAACGGAUUCGUUGGUAAGGACUGUAAAUGCUAUUGUCCAGGAAAUCCAGUUAAACUGUGCUCUGGUGGCGGAGGUGGCGGAGGCGGAGGCGGUGGCGGUGGUGGUGGUGGUGGCGGCGGAGGAGGAGGAGGCGGUGGCGGAUCAACUUGCAAAGAUGAUAACACUAACUGUGCUUACUGGCAGAAGCAAGGAGAAUGUACAAAGAGCUCUAAAUAUAUGUCAGUUAAUUGUAAGAAAUCAUGUAACAAAUGUGGAGGAGGAGGUGGCGGCGGUGGUGGUGGUGGUGGUGGCGGCGGCGGCGGCGGAGGAGGAGGAGGUGGUACCGUAGGAUCAUGCACAGAUAAAAGUACCAGUUGUGCUUACUGGGCAAGGAUUGGGGAAUGUACGAAGAAUCCGGGUUACAUGUCGACUAGCUGUAAAAAGUCUUGUAAUAAAUGUGGAGGAGGAGGAGGAGGGACCGGUGGUGGUGGAGGGAGCGGAGGAGGAGGAUGUAAAGACAGUAAUAAUAAUUGUGCGUCUUGGGCCAGGAGGGGAGAAUGUAGGAGAAACCCGUCGUAUAUGUUAAAGUACUGUAAGAAAUCGUGUAACCAAUGUGCAAGUAGAAGUGACACAGACACAACUGCAAAAUGUAAGGACCACAAUAAGUAUUGCCUAUCUUGGGCCUCGACUGGAGAAUGUACUAGAAAUCCAGCAUAUAUGUUAGAAUCUUGUGCAAAAUCCUGCAAUGCUUGCGAUAAAGUCUCACACGCUCCUGUUUGUCAUGAUUUGAAUAACAGCUGUAAUAUCUGGGCCCAAACAGGCUACUGUGGCAGUUACGCUUCAUAUAUGUCUACUAACUGUAAAAUGUCAUGUGGAUUGUGUUGAAAACGUUAUUUUCACCUUCUUGCAUAAACUUGAAUUACAACUAGAAUGAAAGAAGUUAUUCAGUUUAAUAUCACGAUGUCGUCGAAAAACAUUUUUUUUUAAAUUCUAGUCUAUUGCAUAUAUUGCUUAUCUAUCAAAUUGUGUCACUAUUCAUGUUUCA
This is a messenger RNA of Mytilus trossulus (common blue mussel), 1931 nucleotides long. RefSeq names its product zinc metalloproteinase nas-14-like. Gene Ontology annotation, biological process: proteolysis. The transcript is spliced from 15 exons. Lineage: Eukaryota; Metazoa; Mollusca; Bivalvia; Mytilida; Mytilidae. Bases 44 to 1771 code for a protein of 575 amino acids. Gene Ontology annotation, molecular function: zinc ion binding; metalloendopeptidase activity. The record is from RefSeq and is a predicted model, not a curated record.